AUGGCUGCUCCUCCUGCAAGAGCUCGAUCCGAUUACGAUUAUCUCAUAAAGCUUCUUCUCAUCGGUGAUAGCGGUGUGGGUAAAAGUUGCCUUCUAUUGCGUUUCUCAGAUGGUUCAUUUACAACAAGUUUUAUCACAACCAUUGGCAUUGAUUUCAAAAUAAGGACAAUAGAGCUUGAUGGUAAGCGAAUCAAAUUGCAAAUAUGGGACACAGCUGGUCAAGAGCGGUUUCGAACCAUUACAACUGCUUAUUACCGUGGAGCAAUGGGCAUUUUGCUUGUGUAUGAUGUCACUGAUGAGUCAUCUUUUAACAACAUCAAGAAUUGGAUUCGCAACAUUGAGCAGCAUGCUUCUGACAAUGUCAACAAGAUAUUAGUUGGGAACAAGGCUGACAUGGACGAAAGCAAAAGGGCUGUUCCAACUUCGAAGGGUCAAGCUCUCGCUGAUGAAUAUGGUAUCAAGUUUUUCGAAACUAGUGCAAAAACUAAUAUGAAUGUGGAUGAGGUUUUCUUUUCAAUAGCCCGGGACAUCAAACAAAGACUUGCAGAAACUGACUCAAAGACCGAGCCCCAAACACUCAAGAUUAACCAACCAGACCAAGGAGCUGGGUCUGCUCAAGCCACACAAAAAUCUGCUUGUUGUGGUUCUUAG
Molecule: messenger RNA, 651 nt
Organism: Lathyrus sativus (Indian pea)
Lineage: Eukaryota; Viridiplantae; Streptophyta; Magnoliopsida; Fabales; Fabaceae
Source: the annotation of a GenBank genome assembly